UAUUGGUCCGCUAAACGACAUCUCACCUGCGGCAACCCAACACCAGGUCCAUCAUGGUCGCAAAAGCCUAUUCCAUGGCGUGGUUCCGCGCCGGGAAAACUCAAAACUGCCACUGCCGCCCUUGUGCUUUGCCUUAACAUCGACGUAGACCCACCCGACAUAAUCAAAACCAAUCCCUGUGCGAAUCUGGAGUGUUGGGUGGACCCUCAUACCUUGCCAGCCCAGAAGGCACUUGAGGCGAUUGGCAACAAUUUGCAACACCAGUUUGAAGGACUCAGCCUCAAGAUUGGCUACAAAUACAUCUUGGAUCCAUCUGUAGAAGAUCUUCGUCGAUUUUGUCAAACUCUACGAAAGCAAGCAAAAGAUGAUGCAGUUUUAUUUUACUACAAUGGCCACGGCGUCCCCAAACCGACAGCGAGCGGGGAAUUAUGGUGUUUCAACAGGAAUUACACGCAAUACAUUCCUGUGUCACUGCAAGAGCUUCAGGCUUGGGUAGGGUCUCCUGGAGUUUACAUCUGGGAUUGUUCUGCUGCUGGCCAUCUUUUGCAGAAUUUCAACAUGUUUGCUGAGCGAAAGGACAACGAAGUCAACAUGAUGCAGGGGGGAUAUUCUAAUGGCGCUCAGCCCAUGAUCAAUUCGCUCCAACUGGCAGCGUGUGGUGCAAACGAACAACUUCCUUCAUGCCCAGAAUUACCGGCAGACGUUUUUACAUCCUGUCUCACCUCACCCAUUGAUAUCGCACUCAGAUAUUUCAUCAUGAAUCACCAGCUCCCCAAUAACAUAACUGCUGAUAUGGUCCUCCAACUUCCAGGCGAUCUCAAAGACCGACGCACACCUCUGGGGGAACUCAAUUGGAUAUUUACCGCAAUCACUGAUACCAUUGCAUGGACUACAUUUUCUCGUGAUAUCUUCACCAAACUUUAUCGAUGCGACUUACUGAUCGCCUCCCUUUUCCGAAACUUCCUCCUUGCUGAAAGAAUCAUGAAGAACUAUCACUGCACGCCGCACACCUUCCCUCCUCUUCCCCCAACCAACACACAUCCACUUUGGGCAACGUGGGAUUUGGCGGUAGAUACGUGCUUGCGACAAUUACCGGAUCUCUUAUCCAGGAGCGCCUGUAACCCCUAUGUCUACGUCCCUAGCAAAUUCUUCGCUGAUCAACUCACCGCAUUCGAAGUUUGGAUCUCCAGAGGCGGCUCGGCUCUAACCAGACAAAACCAUCUCGUACCACGUAAACCGCCAGACCAGCUCCCUAUUGUCCUCCAGGUUCUUCUCUCCCAGCCGCACAGACUGAGAGCCCUCAUCCUCUUAUCCCAAUUCGUUGAUCUAGGACCAUGGGCAGUGCAUCUAGUGCUCACGAUCGGUAUAUUCCCCUACAUCUCAAAGCUGCUCCAGGCUCAAGGCCAGGAUUUACGCCCAGUGUUGAUAUUCAUUUGGGCAAGGAUUCUCGCGGUGGACCCGACGGUGCAAACAGACUUGUUCAACACGCAGGGUUUCAAGUACUUUGCCAAUGUGCUUGGGCUUAGGAACGAAGAUGUCCUGCCGAACAGUUCAGAGCACAAAGCGAUGUGUUCAUUCAUACUCGCAGCAGUGUGUCGUGAUUUUUACCAGGGACAGACCGCUUGUUGCGAUGAGCGGGUGUUCGACAACUGUUACGAGAGAUUGGACGAGGCUGACUUUUUGUUGAGGCAGUGGACUGCGUUGUGCAUUGCUCAGAUGUGGGACACGAACGAUGAGAUGAAGGUGUAUGGAGUGGACCGAGGGACUCAAGAUAAAUUGACCGAACUGCUUUCGGAUGACUCUGCAGAAGUGCGAUCUGCUGCGCUCUACGCCCUUGGAACGUUUUUGGGUGCUAGUGGGGCUAUAGACGCAACCAAGCAGGGUGGUGGAGGCUCGGGAAUGGAGGUGGCUGUCGCUACUGGUGCCACGCUUGCCAUCAAGGACGACGCGAGUCCCAUGUGCAGAAAGGAAUUACUCGUUCUCAUCAGCUGCUUAGUGAAAGAGUGGCGGGGUUACUUCGUCGUCUGCGCUUGGAUCUAUUGGGAAGAAGAUCGGAAGUGGAGAGCUUCCACGAGUGGGCAUCAUCAUUCGCCUUUACAUGACGAAGACGUUACGAAUCAAGCUAAUCGUGUCCUUUUAUCAUCAUUCUUCACCAUCUUUGUGGUGCUUUUGGAUUUGUCUGUCGAUCCAUAUCAAGAAGUCGCCGCAAAUGCGCAAACUAUUGUCGACUAUAUCAUGGCACUCCUCCUUGAAUCACCCUUCACGCGCUUGGAGGGAACAUCAUUGAAUAACCCUCCUACGGCGCCUGCUGAUCGACACGCAUCUCCUCAGCUUGGCACAGCGAGUCAUUCACCCCCCUCACCCAUUACUGGGGAUCGACCCGGUCUCACUCGAAGUGACACCAUGACAAGCACCAUAUCUAGUGGCGUAUCAAACACCCUUCGUCGAACCUCAUCCUUUGCCAACGCCUUGAAAUCGUUGGCGAACGGCAUCGCCUUCCCAUCUUCAUCGGACGACGGACGAGCAUCACCUAUCGUUUCCACUCAUGUUCAUUUCCAGCCCGAAGUGACAGACAUCUCACGUCCGCCUUCACCCAAUCUCAACGUAGCACAAUACACGUCGCCUUACUCACGGCCCACCACUCCACAGGGAGGCUCGCACGAUAUGCAAAGCCAAAAUGUGAUAGAUUUCUUGCCCUGCGAUUAUUUCAAGGAGCCUCAAAUGAGACAAUCUGAGAGUGACGAGCCUGGAAGCAUUCAAUACAACUACCAAGUCUGGAGACAACAGAGGAACGAGCGGAUUUGCGAACAGACAGACUCGCAGGCUUGUGCAGCGGAGAAAGGCAGAUGGGAUAAAACAGUGGCGACUUUCCAAGUACAGGGGUACCCCUUGACCAUGGCUUUCCACUCCUAUGAUCAGCACCUUGUCAUCGCAAAUGAGAGCGACAUGAUCAGUGUCUGGGAUUGGCUAGCAAAGAAGCGUCUCAACUACUUUUGCAAUGGCAACCCCAGAGGUACGAGCAUCACGUCACUCGACAUCAUCAACCAGGACGUAGGUGGUCUCAUUUUAACUGGAUCUGCUGAUGGCAUCGUACGUAUGUACCGGAAUUAUGAUCCAACUUUGGAACAGGGACCUUUACAAAUGGUCAGCGCCUUCCGAGGUCUGAAUGAAGUCGUCCAGUUACGACAAGGCACUGGCAUGAUCAUGGAUUGGAAGCAGUCGGCAGGUAUCUUACUCGUGGGAGGCGAUUCCCGGGUCAUCAAGGUUUGGGAUGCACAAACUGAGACUCAAGGCCUAGACCUCGAAACUAACUCAGACAGUCCUGUCACAUCCAUAACUUCGGACCCUGGCUCUUCUCAAACGUUCAUUGCGAGUUUUGCUGAUGGCACCCUCAAGGUGUUUGACCGUCGACUUGAAGAUGAUGAGGCUAUAGUGAGGUCCUAUUCUGAUCACACAUCUUGGGUGCAAAACGUACGGUACCAUCCGAAGUUAAGUGGAAGGUUCCUGUCUGCAAGCGUGGAUGGCCAGGUGAAACUCUGGGAUCUACGAGGCUCUGAUUCUCCCACGCAAUCGUGGCACAUUCAUCAACAAGGACUCUCCACUUUCGACGUCCACCCUCAUUCGAGCGUCUUUGCCGCGUAA
Molecule: messenger RNA, 3642 nt
Organism: Laccaria bicolor S238N-H82
Lineage: Eukaryota; Fungi; Basidiomycota; Agaricomycetes; Agaricales; Hydnangiaceae
Exons: 14
Biological process (GO): positive regulation of protein serine/threonine kinase activity; positive regulation of cell growth; TOR signaling
Cellular component (GO): TORC1 complex; cytoplasm
Molecular function (GO): protein-macromolecule adaptor activity; protein binding
Source: RefSeq, a predicted model, not a curated record